Chaetomium strumarium is the source of this 1139-nucleotide messenger RNA. RefSeq names its product acyl-CoA N-acyltransferase. The record is from RefSeq and is a predicted model, not a curated record. Gene Ontology annotation, biological process: N-terminal protein amino acid acetylation. Lineage: Eukaryota; Fungi; Ascomycota; Sordariomycetes; Sordariales; Chaetomiaceae. The transcript is spliced from 2 exons. Gene Ontology annotation, cellular component: NatA complex. Bases 168 to 926 code for a protein of 252 amino acids. Gene Ontology annotation, molecular function: protein N-terminal-serine acetyltransferase activity; protein-N-terminal-glutamate acetyltransferase activity.
CAGCAGCUUGCGGCAGGACUAACCUUCACACCAGGUGCUAUUCUUCCGCGUCUACUAGUAGUUUACACAGCAGAGCCGCCGUCACCCUUACCCUGGCAUCGCAUACACAGUAGACCCGGAGCAGACCAAGUCGCAAUCUGCACUCCCCAAGAAGAGAAAUCGCCGACAUGGACAUCCGCCUCCUCCGCUCGUCCGACAUCCCGCUAAUCCAGCACGCGAACCUCGAGAACCUGCCCGAAAACUACUUCCUCAAGUACUACCUGUACCACGCGCUCUCGUGGCCGCAGCUUUCCUACGUCGCCGUCGAUGUCUCGCGCCCGCCCAAGACACCCUACGACUAUCCCAAGAUCGUCGGCUAUGUCCUCGCUAAGAUGGAGGAGGAGCCGGCGGACGGCGUCCAGCACGGCCACAUCACGUCGCUGUCGGUGAUGCGCACACACCGGCGAUUGGGCAUUGCCGAGAAGUUGAUGCGCCAGAGCCAACUAGCCAUGGUCGAAACAUUCGGGGCGCACUACGUGUCGCUGCACGUGCGCGUUUCCAACAAGGCGGCCAUCCACCUGUACCGCGACACGCUCGGCUUCAAGACGGAGAAGACCGAGUCCAAGUACUACGCCGACGGCGAGGACGCCUACUGCAUGAAGCUCGACCUGGGCUUCAUCCGGGAGCAGCUGCGCGCCGAGAGCGAUGACGAGGAUGAGGGCGAGAAGAAGGAGAAGGCCGGCGCCGAGAACGGGGAAGGGGAGAAGAAGAAGAAAAAGAAGCAGGAUAAUGCUGAGGCUGUUGAUGAGGGCGAGCCGGUGGGUGACGUGGGGAGGGAUCCGGCCAAGGCGGAGAGUAAGAAGGGCGAGCAGAAGAUCAAGGUCAAGGUAGGGAGGGCGCUUGGGGUCGGGGAGUUGAUAGAAAAGGUCGAAAGUAAACAUAGCUAAGGGCUGUAUAUAGCGUCGGGCGGAAAAAGAACGAUCGAUAUGUCUAAAUCCUAUCUCAAGCACCGCUAAUGUUUGCGCUGAUGGUCAAAAAAAGGGGGGGCACUGGAGGUUACCAUGUUUGGAAGGAUAGCGAGUUGGAGAGCUGCAAUAGAUCUCGGUCCUCGGGGCGUUACACUCAGCAACGAUACAUAUCUUCCGAAAGGAGAUGGAGAG